GCCCAUCCACCAUUCGCUUUAUCCUCAGUCCUUCUCAACUCAAAGAGCAACAUCAUACUUCGAAGGAAGAAAAUAGGAAGAUGGAAAACCCAGUGUCAGAGAUAUCAACUGUUAUCGAGCAGCUGAUAGAGUCACCACCAUCAGUUCAGCAGGAAACAAUAGAGAAAUACUUCACACCAUCAGCAGCUUUUGUACAUCCAUUCUGUCGGGUUCCGAGUUAUAAUGGCAGCCGAUGGGCCAUCAUCAAGAUCUUCCAAUGGUACAAGAUCAUGUCGCCUCGAAUUGAGCACCAGAUUCAUUCCAUAGCUUAUGAUGAAAGCCAUCUCACUCUCUAUAUUACCAUGUCACAGAUAUUCUCAAUAUGGGUAGUCCCUUUCCACGUCUCUCCAGUCAGACUCACCACAGUCAUCAACCUUACCACGGAUUCUGGAGUCCAGAAGCCCUCGAUGGUGAACGGGGAUCAUACCCUCUACUACAUCGCCAAGCAAGAAGAUCUGUACCAGGUCUCGGAAUGGAUCAAGUUUGUGGUUCCCCAUGUGGGGCAUCUCUUUGUUCUUGCUUUCCAAUUAUUCGCGACUCUCUUCUGUAUGCUUGGUGUUGUCAUCUUCUAUCCUAUCAUGUGGCUGGAGGAAAGACGGGUUAUUCCUUACAAGAUGCUGCGUAAGGGAAACCUUCUGUACAAUAUUGAGAGGAAGAUACCGGAGAUUAAGAAAGAAUGAGGCGGAAGUCUCGAGAAGGUCGUCAAGUUUAACUGAUGUGUUAUAUUGGCGUUGUUUGGUUACCACCUUCUUGGGGUCUCUACUCUGUUUCCCCCGUGAGCAUCAAUACAAUUCAGAGAUUUAUUAUUAGAACUUUUGUCCAGCCGUCGGCUUCUUAUAUACAUUCCUAUUACCUCCUCACACACUGGCGUAUAUCUGCCUUCUGCAGAUUCUUAAACACCUUUCAAGUCUAUCCAAAACCAAGAGACCUUUCAAUGGACCUGAUUCUCUUUGUUCAAGGCAGACAACAGAUCCAAGGGCGGGGUGAUAGUUAUGAGAAGAUGGGCUUCUGUGAGUGUAUCUUAAACAAACAUUGGAGCCCAUAACCAUGACUCAUGGGACAUGCG
This is a messenger RNA of Aspergillus novofumigatus IBT 16806, 1105 nucleotides long. RefSeq lists its product as uncharacterized. The record is from RefSeq and is a predicted model, not a curated record. NCBI's taxonomy places the organism in Eukaryota, Fungi, Ascomycota, Eurotiomycetes, Eurotiales, Aspergillaceae. Bases 81 to 719 code for a protein of 212 amino acids. The transcript has 3 exons.